AGUUUUAAUCUGUAUGAUGUGAAUGUUUUAUAAACACAGGUGGAACAACUUUGCAUGUGUAUCUAUUUGGUUUAUUCUAAAAGACAUAAUCUAAGCGAUAACAACUACGUUCCGAUUUUGUACGAUUUUUUUUUACAUUAACGAUUCCAGUUUAGGACAUAUCGUCCAUUUACGUUUUAAAACAAAAUGAAGAAAUAAUUAGAUAGAAGGUGAAAUGCAAGUUAAGAUGUCUCUAACCCUGACAAUAGUGAUCUAUUGUUUAAAUAAAUCAUCGGUUUUAUGAUAGUGUUAAGUGUUACACUAACUUGUACCGUUCCGAUAGAGUGAUUAGAUUGAUUAACAGAUUCAUUCUUUGUGAGGAAUUAUAUAUUUGGUGUUAUUUCCAUAAAAGAUUAAGUAAUGGACGGUAAAGGCGGUCAAUAGAAGGAGAAAAGAAUGUGAAAAGGAAUAUAUUCCGUAUGGAGAUUGAAAUUAUUGGAAGAAUUUGUUUUAUGAGGUACCUUUUGAAUAAGUAACAAUGUAUGGAUUACUGAUAAGUUCCGUUUCAAGCUACAUUAAAGAUACGUAUGGGGAGGAUAAAUGGGAAGAAAUAAGGAGGCAUGCACAUGUUACUUCACAUACCUUUGCAACACACGACAGAUAUUCCGAAAGAAUUAUCCCAGAUUUGGCAAAUGCAGCCAGCCAAGUGUUGAAUGUAUCUGCAGAAAAUUUAAUGUAUAAUUUUGGUGUCUGCUUUGUGUCAUUUGUAGGGCAAUACGGUUAUGAUAGGAUUUUAAAAGUCUUAGGACGACACAUGCGUGAUUUUCUUAAUGGUCUUGAUAAUUUACACGAAUAUCUGCGAUUUAGUUAUCAGAAAUUACGAGCACCAUCUUUUUAUUGCGAAAAUGAAACCCAGCAUGGUCUUACGUUGCAUUACCGGAGCAAAAGGCGAGGUUUUGUUCAUUAUGUCAAAGGCCAAAUUGUGCAGGUCGGCAAGCAGUUUUAUAAUACUGAAGUUAAGGUUGAUGUUAUUCUAGAAGAAGACGAUGACAUCAUGAUACAUGUAGUUUUUGAACUCCAUUUUGACAACACUGCCUACACAGAAUUACUGGAAAAAGAAAAGCGUAGACUAAACUCAGAUCACAGUCAAAUACAAUCAGACUUCCUAUUCGACCUAUUUCCUUUUCACAUGGUUUUUGAUCGCAAUUUGACCAUAAGAAAUAUAGGCAAUGGUCUAUAUGCAGUUUUACCGUCCAUUCUUGGUCGACGUGUAAACAAAAUGUUUACACUAAUACGCCCCCUUGUGGAAUUUAGAUGGGAAAGCGUAAGUAUGAAUCAAAUACAAGUUCAUACAAAUAAUGUGUUUGAAUUGUUGUCGGUGUUUGGCGUGUCUAGGAAAAGUUACUACUUUCCAACCAAAGAAGAAGACCAAUCAGAAGGCACUUCUCAGGCACAAUCUGACGAUUUCCUUGAAGACGACGAUGGAAAGUGUCUACAUUUGAAGGGACAGAUGUUAUAUAUGAAAGAAUGGGACCAAAUAAUAUUCCUUGGUAUUCCAGUACUUCAGAAUUUGGAUGCAAUGUUUAGGGCUGGUUUGUUCAUCAAUGACCUCAGUUUACAUGAUUCGAGUCGUGACCUCGUUUUGGCGGGUACACAACAAUCAGCAGAAUUAAAAUUGGCUCUUGAUCAGGAACAGCAAAAGAGUAAAAUUUUGGAGGAAAGUAUGGAAAAGCUAGACGCAGAAAUGAAACGAACUGAUUCCUUGUUGUAUCAGAUGAUUCCAAAACAGGUAGCAGACAGACUACGAAGAGGGGAACCAGCUAUAACAACCUGCCAGGUGUUUGAGAAUGUGACUAUUCUAUUCAGUGAUGUUGUUGGUUUUACAACAAUAUGCAGUCGUAUAACACCGAUGGAAGUUGUAUCAAUGCUGAAUGCUAUGUACACGUGCUUCGAUCGACUGAGUGAAACACAUGGUGUUUAUAAGGUAGAAACAAUUGGUGAUGCAUAUAUGGUUGUAGCCGGCGCCCCAGAAAUAUGUCCUGACCAUUCAGCUAGGAUACUUGAUAUGGCUCUGGACAUGAUUAACGCCAUCGUAGAUCUCAGGGAUCCUUCUACUGGCGGAUCAAUGAAAAUAAGAAUUGGUAUCCACACAGGAAAUGCCGUUGCUGGUGUUGUGGGUAUUAAGAUGCCAAGGUACUGUUUAUUUGGUGAUACCGUCAACACUGCUUCCAGAAUGGAAACCAAUGGAGAGAGUAUGAAAAUACACGUCGGAGAAACAACAUAUCGAUUCGUGCAGGAUGACGACUAUAUACUUCACGAACGAGGAACAAUUGAUGUGAAGGGUAAAGGAACAAUGAAAACAUACUGGUUGUUGGGCAAAGGUUCUAAAGUUAAUAAAAAUAUACUUGGACAAAGAUCAACAACUCCAGAUGACAAUAUAUCUAUGUGUCCUAUGGCUUCAAUUGUCAUGGAAGAAAUGUCUCGAAGGUCAUCUUCACCUGAUGUUAACUUUUCAAGGUCUCUUGACAUGUGUGCAAUGUACUCUCCUGUAUCAUUUGAUGAUAUUCAUCGAAAUAAAAUUCCAAUUACCUUUCGCAAAGAAAUGCAAUUAAAACGAAAUAGCAAUGAAAGCUCCCCGAUUAAACUAGCCAGAAACGAACAAACGUGUAAGACUAAUGGUCUGAAUAUUCAUGCAAACAGUCCAGAGAAAAUUCGGACAGACCUAACAAAACUCAACAAUGUGAAUGAAAACAAUUUGAAUGGUGUGCUCAAGAAUGGAUUCGUGACAGAAAAGGUUAACACCAAUUUUUCUACACCAGAAGUGAAGAAAGAAUCGAAUAUAACAGUUGAAAAUCACCUGAAGAAAAACAAUAAUAAGGAAAAGUUAGACACUAAAAGCUACCAAAGCAGUACAUGCAGUAUAGUAUAAAAAUAAGCAUCCUCAUUUGGUGACGAAUUGUUAUCUUAUGGUUGGUAACAUGAUGUAAUGGGACUGACACUAUAACAAUUGGUGACAAUCCUGGAUUAAUACUGUUAAACUCGGGGACUUUUUUCUAUAUAUAUAUUUAAUAGUAUAUGUUGUAAGAUGUUUAAUUGGAAACGCCUAAAAGGCGUGAAAUUGAUGCAAACAGCAGUUAGGUAAAAUGUUGUAAAAUGCAUGCAACCGUUUUUGUCUAAAAUAUUUUUCAGUUUUAAAAACCAUACACAAUGAUAAAAUUGAGAAAGGAAAUGUGUCAAAGCGACAACAACCCGAGCAUAGAGCAGACAACAGCCGAUCCUGCUUUCAACGAUUACAUGAUUUUAACAGCAGGUGUAAUAACUAUCAAUGAGAGUAUCAUGUCUUGACAUAGCUUGGAUUUCUAGUCAUGAAUUUGGUUAUACUAAAUGUCCUUUGGGGAAUUUGAAUAUUUUUGUCUUGAGCAUCACUAAAUAAACACCAGAGACAAUAACAAUAACGGGACCAAUUUAUCUGCACUAGAUGCGAAGGUGUCUUAAUGUGCACCUGAUGCAGUAACCUUGUACCAUAAACAGACCUUACAUCCUGAUUUUUCAUUGCUUAUGCCCUUUGAAAAUGACAUAUGACAUCAGUGUUAUAUUACAGUAUAAGGAUGCUGUCUACAUGAGAGCGUUUGGUCAUUAUAAUCAAAUCUUUGACAGGUUUUUGUUUUAAUUUGUUAAAUUGAAGUUACAUUUUUACAGUUAUCGUUUAGUUUUAAAGUGCAAUGCAAACUUUGAUAAUUUUACAAAUGGUUUAAGAAAAUACUGCAUUGAUUCUUUUUAAAUCAAAAUUUAGUUAAAUCAGAGAGCGUGAGCAGCCUGAAAAGAUUUUCAAAAAGUAGUUAAAAUCCCCUGAGGUUUGAUUGGGGUUAACAAUUUUAUAGUUAUUGAUGUUAAAAUCCCCUGAGGUUUGAUUGAGUUUAACAAUUUUAUAGUUAUUGAUGUUAAAAUCCCAUGAGGUUUGAUUGGGGGUAACAAUUUUAUAGUUAUUGAUGUUAUUUUUAUUUUAUUACUUUACAUCAGACAUGUGUAUUGUUCAAGAAUGAAACAAUAUGUUACGUUAAGAAAACGUGUUAUGUGUGUACAGUACAUAUUUUACUUUUAUACAAAAACUAAACUUCUAAUUUGUUUUUUUACGUUUUUUCUCUUCUACAUAUAUAUGAUCUAGUCACCAUUGUGUGUUUUUGUUUGCUAAAUCACUAUGAUUUUGUUCUCGAUUUUAUACCAAGCAUCUUUCAAUUUUGUAUGAUAUUGAAAACUAUUAUUUGCAAUUCUGUAUUAUAUUUCAGCAUUUUUCUAAUUUGAAUAGACUUAUUGAACCUUGAAAGUCAGAAACUAUUUAUAUUGAGGGUGUCAAAUGAUAUAUAGACGUCUUAACGUGUAACAAGCAAGUUAUAUGUUGUAAACAUAAAUGAAUUAUAUACAACAAAAAAGAACAUUAGAAUCUAAAUUUCGUAUAACCCAGUUGACCUUGUUGGAAGGGUGCUAUACAAAGUGCAGUAGGAGUGGCCAGAAUUUAUUACAGAUUCAAAUGCUGCAGAAAAGACAUAGUUUUGCUAUAACAAAUUUGAAGAUGAUUUGUAUGCCUCUAUAAGCCUAUUUUAUAUUUCUAAAUAUUGUUAUCUUCAUUUUUAUUUUUUCAACGUGAUAAAAACUGUUGUUGCCCGAACAAUGUAAGCAAUUUAUUUGUUCUACUGGUAUUUGGAUGUAUAAACACAAAAGCAAAAAUGGUCGUUGUGUGACUAUUUGGUUUAUGUAUAUUUUUACUAUCAAUCAUGGAAGAAUUCUUAAUUUUGAAUGCAAACAAUUAUAAUGUAUGUAUUACAACCAUGAUUAACACGUCUGUAAGGUUUGUUCUUUUUUUAAACUUGUGAAUUGUAUUUAAUAAUGUUUAAUUCGAAAAUAAUUAAUUUGCUUAUGAUAGCCUGACUGCUUAAUUAGUUCAAGUAUAUUUUGUACAAUAUGUCUGAAAUUUAUAUAGAACG
Mytilus trossulus (common blue mussel) is the source of this 4961-nucleotide messenger RNA. RefSeq names its product soluble guanylate cyclase 88E-like. Gene Ontology annotation, molecular function: guanylate cyclase activity; oxygen sensor activity; heme binding. Gene Ontology annotation, cellular component: guanylate cyclase complex, soluble. Gene Ontology annotation, biological process: response to oxygen levels; nitric oxide-cGMP-mediated signaling; cGMP biosynthetic process. The record is from RefSeq and is a predicted model, not a curated record. The transcript has 12 exons. NCBI's taxonomy places the organism in Eukaryota, Metazoa, Mollusca, Bivalvia, Mytilida, Mytilidae. Bases 518 to 2908 code for a protein of 796 amino acids.